This is a messenger RNA of Anopheles marshallii, 4608 nucleotides long. It is a transcript of the gene dlt, whose product is annotated as protein disks lost. The record is from RefSeq and is a predicted model, not a curated record. Lineage: Eukaryota; Metazoa; Arthropoda; Insecta; Diptera; Culicidae. Gene Ontology annotation, cellular component: nucleus. The transcript has 12 exons. Bases 1 to 4608 code for a protein of 1535 amino acids. Gene Ontology annotation, biological process: chromatin organization.
AUGAAUGAAGAAAUUUUAAAAGAGAUGGUGAAAGCCGAAAUUCCUCCAUUAAAUGAUAUUCUGGAAUGGUUUCUACAGUACUUUAAGAAACAUCAAGCUCAUCAUCAACGCUCUCUGGAGGCUUUUGCCAGCUAUUUCAUCAGCUUCAUCCGUGCGCAAACUGAGGAUUCAUCGCAAAUAGCCCCACCAAGAUGCGACACGCCGAGAAAGGUAUCGGCUGGUAACGUGCUCCAGUGUAAUCCGUCCGCCCAGCUACGGAAACUGUCAAUCAGCGACGGCUCUUGUUACCCAACGUCCGGUAUCCCAGGCGAUGCAACACCGACCGUCGAAGGUCAUCCCAUAAAUAGAGCCAGCGAACUUGACACCACCGGAACGCCGGAACAUUUGAUAGCACGGCAGCUCUUCGACCAGCACGGUGGUCUACCGGGUGUGUGUGAGACCAACAGAAAAUCGACAACCGAUUUUCGGAUAUUGGAGAAUUUAGCACCAGACGAUAGCGAACUAAAGGGUGCAACUGGUUAUUCCACUCCGAAACGGUUCCCACCACAAUCUGGUGCAGCAGACGGACCAUUUACCCCGGGCAUUAACGAAAAUCAAGCCUUAUCACGCUGCAGGAACACCAAUGAAACUGUUUACGCAACGCCUCCUCGCAGCAAUAAUGUUUCACGGAGCAGUGCGGGGAAUAUGUUACUUUCCUUUACCAGUACUCCGAUCGCCGGUAGCCGUGGGAAAACAACGGCCCAACACGGAUCAUCACGCAACGGAAGUCUGGAGGUCUCGUGUCCAUCACCCAACACGCUCGGUAACGGAUCACAACGUCAAGACGCUAGCGGAUUAAGCGAUGGUAGCGGCCGCCGUAGCAAAACAAGCUUACCUUGUCUUGGUGACUAUAUCGUAGCGCAGACGACGAAACCGCAUCGAAAUCGUCGGUCACCGUUCGCGGGCAAUAACAGCGGCGGUAAUAAUGAACCUACUGGCCUAAAUUCACCCAGUGUACUCAAAAGUCCCAUGUUUCUGGAUGAUGAGUUUCCGCAGCUAAACGUGACUCCGAACAAGGACCCCCAAACACCCGUUGGCGAUGAUGGACUAAAUGUCAGGAAGCGUGUUUCGCUCAACACCAAAACGUCCUUCAACGAAUCGCUGGACGGUGCUCUGCCCGGUGGUAGCAGUGGGAAAAAGUCGGGCACUCAAAGAAGACGCAUUGCACCGACUACCGUCAGCAGGACAGUUUCGGGACGACAUGAUUUUAACUCAUCAUCAUUUCGCUCGGAAAACAAUCUCAUAUCAAUCGAGAGUCACGAAGACGCUAGCCACGAUCCUCGCGGAAUGCUGCGCCAUUUGAAGGACGAGAUUCGAAGCGAUUUCCUACAGGCAGAAAAAGCAGAGAUGCAAAGAAACGUACGGGCGAAGCAAUCUCUGCACAGUUCUUUUAAUCAUUCCGAGAAAUUGCAUCCUUCUUUGGAUGGUGUCACGGAUAAGAUCGAUGACCUCGUUCCAAUGGAUGAUAAAAAGGAAGAAAAGGAUGUGUCAACAAUGAUAUUGGUGAUCGAAUUCGAUAAAGUUACGCAAAAACUAAUCAUCGAUCGGUUGGUCACUAUAUAUGCGCUACUGAUGGAUCUUAACCUGGUGCCAAAUAUGUUGAACGAGCUAGCUUACCUUAUCAACUUGGUGAGCACGGAACGGUACAUUGUAUCACAAAGAAACCCCGAAACCACAUCCGCCGUCACCGACAAUAAUGCCUCGACGGAACUCUUUAACGUUCUGCGAAGCCCACACAACUGUGUCUACUUUGCAACGGAGGUGCUUUACCACCAACGAACGCUGCUGGCACUGCUCGAUUGCACCUCGCUACGGGUGGUGGUAGAGAAUGAGCAUCUGGGGGUACUGCAUCCGACGUUGAGCGGUUUCCUGCGAGACAUGCUGGCGCAAAAGAUGAAACUUGAGAACCCUUUCAUCAAUCAGGCUUCCAGUGGUGGUGAUCCGCUGCUAAACAAUAGCAUCAACAACGUGUUCUACCAGCAAGAGAACGACACAAAGGAUCACUUUCCUUCGUCGAAAGAAUUUAGCGCUUUCAACAAGCAGCGAGAUUUAUUCUAUGCUGCCCUAAGAGUCUGGGAAACCGAACAUCUAAAUCCGGCGUGGGAAUUUGAGGUAAAGCUUGGCUCGAAAGUGCGAGCAAUGUUGGACAUUUUAAAUCAUCCCAUCAAUAUGUCUCACCUGGCUAAACUGUUUAGUGCUCAGCUGAUAAUAUCGUUUAACUUUGAUAACUCUGCCAGCGAGCUUCAGAUGGCGCUACCAAACAUCGACUUGACAAAGCUAUCAAAGCUGCGCCAACGGCUGGUAGGGCCAAGCAUUUUCUCCACACAGUAUCUUUUCCCCGGAAGCCAGAUGUUUUUUCGGGACUUUAUUGUGGCUAGUGAAAACCAUCAGAUAUUCAUUGAGCAGCUAAAAGCGGUUCUCAUCCACGAGCUGCUGCAGAUGAAUGGGUCAACGUACGAAAUAUUCAGCAUAUGCGGUGUGGAAAAUACGACCCGUUCGGAAUACGUGGUUCGCCCAGAAACAAUCGCCACGAUGCGCGUACUGGCAAAAUUUAUCGGCUUCAUAAUCACGCGUCCGUUCCAGUACGAAGGAGGCCGAAACACGAUAGUGGAAAAUCGUCAAAUCGAGCUGCGUAAUAUGCUAUUGCCAACAUUCGAUGUGCAGCCCAUACUGUUAAGAUCGGUUGCUGAGCGCAAGCUUGUCAUUACCGUUCCUUGGCUUGUGCAGUAUCUUAGCAUGUUGGAUUUGGUGACACUGCGGUUGCGUUACUACGAAGAACUCUUCCGGGUGCUGCACGAUAUCUACAAAGCGACAUCUGUGUGCGGUUUUGCAACAAAUAGCGACUUAUUCGCUAUUCCCACGUCUAGGUUUAUCGUUCGAUCUUGUCUAGAUUGGCUUUUCGACCAAUCCAACAUUCCGGAGGAAUACUACAACUCAUCGGAAAUGUCGAGCAGCAUCCUCAAGGAAACUCUCACCGACCAGCCAGUAACCAACGUUGCUGUAAAGCCAACCCAGAAUAGCACCAGCAACAUGAAGCCCAUCGUUUUUAAUCCAUUGCUGGAAAAUAUACUCAGUGCUGCUUGUCCAUUUUUGGCCGAUUUCCGAGUGUCCGUAAUGCCGUCGAAAGUGGAGAAAACCGUCUCUAGGACAGGGCGUUACCGGCAUAUUACCACACGUUAUUCGGGGGUCUUAACACAACAUCAAUCAAGCAUCGCAAACAAACUUGCAACCACGCUGGAAAUUUCCUCGGCGAGUGCCGGACAUAAUCGUUCGAAACCAUCUCACGGAAACGUGCAACAACGCUUGGUCGAAGGAUUUCUGCAGUCACAAAGCCAGUCCUUGCGUCGUACCGUUGAGCUAAUCGUGGACCGCUCUACUUCGGCUGUGAUAAAAGAUUUCCAAAUGCUGUUUAUUCUUCCAGAGAAAAAGGCAGUAAAUGAUCGUAUUGGUGAGGUGAAGGCUGUCGAGUUGGAGAACACAAAGCGAACAAUCGAAAACAUUUGCGUUGAAGCACUAGAUCGCAUUAACAAUGCCUGGGAGAGCCACGUGCCCAAAAUGCUAAACAAACGAAUCACGGAAGCAUUUGAUUCAUUGCUCCCAGUGGAAACUCUUGAUCCGGUACGCAAACUGUGUAAAAAUAUUACGCUAGAAAAGUGCCUUCAAAAAUCUGGUGAAUGGCGACAAUCGUACAUGUCUAUCACGGGUCUGUUCUGUAAGGAUGUGGAAAGUGAAUCACUAAGUCUGAUACACAAAGCACAGCAUCAGCAACAAAAAACGCUUUCAACAAACGCUAACCAAACGGAGUUCUCUGUGGCGGAAAAUUGCGCCAUCAUGCCCUCAACCUUUUAUGUAAAACUGCAAAUGCUCGUGUAUCAUGCUGCGUCCAGUCCGGAGCAAAUCACCGCAGGCGAAUUGAAUGAAUUCCUCGCACAAACUUAUGAUUUCCUCGAACAGCCCGGUCUCACCACGACACCGAUGAUGGAUCGCAUCCUGGCGUUCAUGUUGCUCCAAUUGGUUUUACUAAUAAUAAAAUCGCGCUGUGAUUUGAGCGUACCUGAGCUUUUCCACCGUGCCGUCAAAAUUUGGAAACAUACAAAAUUGACCCGAUUCUGUUUACCACCCCCACCGGAAUUGGACGAACCGCCAAGUGUGGAAAGUUUAACCCCACAUGAGCGGUCCCUUGUGGAUCCUGCAGAAAUAGAACAGUACCGUCGCAUACAGAUGCAACGAGAUACAAAUUACAUAUUUUCACAUCUGGUUAGCAAGCGCUACAUCCGCAUGCUUGAGGUUAACGCUACACCUAAACCUCAUUAUGAACUGUACGCAGAGUUUAUUACCGUUUUGCUUCAAGCGGAUAUCAUCACAAAAGAUUUGUUGAAUGAACAAUUCGUCACUUUAUUCCACGAAGACUGGCCACAGUCUACCCUGGAUAGUGUUUCGGUCGUUAUCAAUCGAGUACUGCAGAAGAACGGUCCGUCCGCAAGGCACGGUCACAGCAUCGACGAUUCAAAUACGGAAAUGUUCAUGGAAAUGUUGUCCGAUAUUGCCAGAGAUAUUACAGAAUUUUGA